AUGGGUAGAAGAAUUAAGAUAAAGAAAAUAGUAGAGAUGAAGAGACGUCAAGUCGCAUUUUCUAAGCGGCGUACUUCUUUACUAAAAAAGGUGAAAGAGAUUGCAAUUUGUUGUAACGUGGAUGUGGUGUUUGUCGCGUUCUCGCCUGCUAAUCGGCUCAGUAAAUUCUGUAGCCAAAAAAGAAUUAAAGACAUGCUUCAGCGCUAUAUUGAGCUUCCGGUUGAGAGGAGAUUGACGAUUGAGAAUUUGGAGCUACAAAUCAAGAAGAGCACAUUGAAAUCGCAGAUUUUGGAUGCUAACAUAAGUUCUUCACAAAAUGGGAGUAUACCAUUUUUUCAAAGCCAAAACUCGUCACCUUAUAUUCCGUUGCAGAGACAACAACAAAACAUAAUGAUAGAUGUCCAUGAGAAUCCUACACAAACAUUUGGACAAUUACAGAUUCAGGAACAAAACAUGAUGGUAGAUUCCCAGCAGAAUCCAACACAAAUAUUUGGACAAUCACAGGCACAAAUGACUUUCGGUGAAAGUACUGACAACUCUCUCUUCAACUUCUGGCAAAAUAUUUGUGAUUCUACAAGGUCUGUCUCCUGCACACAAUUGAACAAUACCUUCCAAUUAGGGUUGGAGAAUGACAAUACAACUUGGAACAACAAUUUGAAUAAUUCCUCCUUGUUUGGUUUGGAGAAUACCCAUUCAAAUUGGAAUAAUAACAUGAGUAACAACAACAAUUACACCAAUGAAUAUAAUGAUCCUCCUUCAGUUCAAAAUGAUGUAAUAACUUCUAAUGUUAAUGGAUUUAACUAUUCCAUGGAGGAGAAUACUAUGGGAAAUAUUGCUGAAAGUACUACACAUGAGAAUGAUGCAUGUGAAUGGGAAGUUUUCCUCAAUGAAGCUUUCAAUGGAGAAGACUUUUAA
Solanum lycopersicum (tomato) is the source of this 915-nucleotide messenger RNA. The record is from RefSeq and is a predicted model, not a curated record. NCBI's taxonomy places the organism in Eukaryota, Viridiplantae, Streptophyta, Magnoliopsida, Solanales, Solanaceae.